Elgaria multicarinata webbii is the source of this 6156-nucleotide messenger RNA. RefSeq names its product protein tyrosine phosphatase receptor type S (gene PTPRS). The record is from RefSeq and is a predicted model, not a curated record. Lineage: Eukaryota; Metazoa; Chordata; Lepidosauria; Squamata; Anguidae. The transcript is spliced from 35 exons. Bases 109 to 5907 code for a protein of 1932 amino acids. Gene Ontology annotation, biological process: peptidyl-tyrosine dephosphorylation involved in inactivation of protein kinase activity. Gene Ontology annotation, molecular function: protein tyrosine phosphatase activity; protein binding. Gene Ontology annotation, cellular component: signaling receptor complex.
GGGUGCAAUCCCAUAGUCCGGUGUUGACACCACUCCGGAGGCGCUGUGAGCUUUGCUGAACUGGGAGGGCGACCCGGCCGUGGUCGGAGGCCUCUGCCCGCCAUCAGCAUGACCUCAGGCCCCGGGAUGGCUCUCCUGAUCCCCAUCAUCAACCUUGUCUCCUUGCUGCUGAUUGGCUGUGCCACCGAAAGUCCCCCAGAGUUCAUCAAGAACCCCAUGGACCAGAUUGGCGUCUCGGGAGGGGUGGCGUCCUUCGUGUGCCAAGCGACGGGAGACCCAAAGCCCAGGGUCACGUGGAACAAGAAGGGAAAGAAGGUGAAUUCGCAGCGGUUUGAGACAAUUGAGUUUGACGAAGGUGCCGGUGCCGUCUUGAGGAUCCAGCCUCUCCGCACCCCCAGGGACGAAAAUGUUUAUGAGUGCGUGGCCCAGAACUCCGUGGCAGAAAUCACCGUCAACGCCAAACUCACCGUCCUCAGAGAAGACCAGUUGCCUCCUGGCUUCCCAGUCAUUGACAUGGGACCCCAGCUGAAGGUGGUAGAACGUACACGGACCGCUACCAUGCUGUGCGCGGCUAGCGGUAACCCUGAUCCGGAGAUCACGUGGUUUAAAGACUUCUUGCCUGUCGACCCCAGUGCUAGCAACGGAAGGAUAAAGCAACUGAGAUCAGGUGGCCUUCAGAUCGAAAGCAGCGAAGAGACCGACCAGGGGAAGUAUGAGUGUGUGGCCAGCAACAGCGCCGGAGUGCGCUACUCGUCACCCGCUAACCUAUAUGUGAGAGUACGCCGCGUGGCUCCCCGGUUUUCCAUCCCGCCCUCCAGCCACGAGAUCAUGCCCGGGGGAAACGUGAACAUAACUUGCGUAGCCGUCGGAUCGCCCAUGCCGUACGUCAAAUGGAUGCAGGGGGCGGAAGACUUGACCCCCGAGGACGACAUGCCGGUCGGCAGGAACGUCCUUGAACUCACGGACGUGAAGGAUUCAGCCAACUACACCUGUGUGGCCAUGUCCAGCCUGGGCGUGAUUGAAGCCGUUGCACAAAUCACAGUGAAAUCACUCCCCAAGCCUCCAGGGACGCCCAUCGUGACGGAGACCACUGCAACCAGUAUAACCAUCACCUGGGACUCGGGGAACCCCGACCCCGUGUCCUAUUACGUCAUCGAGUACAAGUCAAAGAGCCAAGAUGGUCCGUACCAAAUCAAAGAGGACAUCACCACCACGCGUUACAGCAUCGGGGGGCUCAGCCCCAACUCCGAGUACGAAAUCUGGGUGUCGGCGGUCAACACGAUUGGACAGGGCUCCCCCAGCGACUCCGUGGUGACCCGCACCGGAGAGCAGGCGCCCGCCAGCGCCCCUCGGAACGUCCAGGGGCGGAUGCUGAGCGCCUCGACCAUGAUCAUUCAGUGGGAAGACCCCGUGGAACCCAAUGGCCAGAUCCGCGGCUACCGAGUCUACUACACCAUGGAGCCGGACCAGCCCGUCAGCAACUGGCAGAAGCACAACGUGGAUGACAGCCUCUUGACCACCGUUAGCAGCCUCCUAGAGCAAGAAACCUACACCGUGCGGGUCCUGGCCUUCACUUCCGUGGGGGACGGGCCGCUCUCGGAUCCCAUCCAAGUGAAGACGCAACAAGGAGUUCCUGGGCAACCCAUGAAUUUCAGAGCUGAAGCUAAGAGUGAAAGCAGUAUCCUGUUGACCUGGAGUCCCCCUCGCCAGGACAUUAUAUUGAAGUACGAGCUCCUUUACAAAGAAGUCACCAACAAGCAGGGAACACCAGAGUUUUUGAAGACCUUUGACCCUGUGACCUCGUACACUGUGAGAGACCUGACGCCCAACACAGAGUAUGUCUUCCAGUUGGCCGCUCGCUCUUCGUUUGGUCUUGGGGCCCCCACCCCGGAGGUCAGAGAACGCACACGGCAGUCUAAACCGUCUGCCCCCCCUCAAGACGUAAAAUGUGUCAGCACCAGAUCCACGGCCAUUCUGGUAAGUUGGCGGCCACCUCCAGCCGAAAGCCAAAAUGGCGUCUUGGAUAGAUAUAGCGUCCGCUAUCGAGCCCUGGACACGGAGGACACGGAGCCGAAAGUGGUCAACGACAUUCCCCCAACAACCAACCAGAUCCUCUUGGAAGCACUGGAGAAGUGGACGGAAUACCGCAUCACCGUGGUGGCACACACAAUGAUGGGGCCAGGCCCUGAAAGUUUGCCGGUCGUCGUCCGUACUGACGAGGAUGUGCCUAGCGCCCCACCUCGCAAGGUGGAAGUAGAGGUUCUGAAUUCGACGGCCAUCCAAGUGUUCUGGCGUUCGCCGGUCCAGAACCGCCAACAUGGACAGAUUCGGGGCUACCAAGUCCACUACGUACGCAUGGAGAACGGGGAGGCGAACGGUUUGCCCCAGAUCAAGGAUGUGAUGCUGGCUGACGCUCAGUGGGAAACCGAUGACACUGCAGAAUACGAAAUGAUCAUCGCUGGGCUGCAGCCGGAGACCGCCUACUCCAUCACGGUAGCCGCCUAUACGAUGAAAGGGGAUGGCGCCCGGAGCAAACCUAAGCUGGUUGUGACCAAGGGGGCAGUCCCCGGAAAACCAAUCCUGUCCGUCCACCCGACUCAAGAAAAUGCCCUCCUGGUCAAAUGGGAACCUCCUCUAGACGCCGAGGGCCAGGUACUGGGUUACCGCCUGCAGUUCGGCCGCAAAGACAUCGCCCCGCUGUCCACGCUGGAAUUCGCGGCCCAAGAGGAGAAGUAUGCCGCGGCCAACAUCCACAAAGGCGCCACGUACGUCUUCAAGCUGGCCGUGAAAAGCCGGGCCGGCUUCGGCGAGGAGGCCCUCCAAGAGAUCGCCAUCCCGGAAGACGUGCCCAAGGGCUACCCUCAGAUCCUUGAGGCCAGCAACGUCACGUCCAAAUCCGUGCAGUUCAACUGGCUGCCCCCGGUUCUGGCCGAGAGGAAUGGGGUGAUCGUCAAGUACACUGUGGCGUACUGGGAGGCCUCCGCUUCCGGGAACCCCCAGGAAAAAGAGCUUUCCCCGUCUCCCGAGAACUCGUACACCCUGAACGGUCUGAAGCCCAACACCGCCUAUGAAGUUAAGAUCCGCGCCCACACCAGUAAAGGUCCCGGGCCCUUCAGCCCAACUGUCCAUUACAGGACUUUCCUUCUGGACCAAGUUUUCCCCAAAAACUUCAAAGUGAAGAUGGUCACCAAGACCUCAGUUCUUCUAGGCUGGGAGUUCCCUGAAAACUACAACUCUCCUAUUCCGUACAAGAUCAAACACGAGAACAUCGGCCAGGAAAUUGAAGUAGACGGACGCACGACCAAGAAGCUCAUCACCCACCUGAAGCCCCAGACGUUAUACAGGUUCUCCCUGACUGGCCGGAAAGGCGACAAGGGAGACCUCCAGCAGCAAGUGGAGGUUUCGACUGCUGCCAACAUGUUGGGCAAGAAACCGGAAAUCUCCUACCGGCACGACAUGGACGGCAGCGUGGUGAUUACCCUGCCGGAAGUGAAAGGCUCAGACGCGAUGGCACAGGCGUAUUAUAUUGUGGUCGUCCCCCUGAAGAAAUCCAGAAGUGGCCAGUUCCAGAACCCGUACAGCAGUCCCGAAGAAAUGGACUUGGAAGAGCUGAUACAAGAGAUCUCUCGGUUGCAACGCCGCAGUCUCCGCCAUUCCCGCCAACUGGACCUCCACAAGCCGUACAUCGCCGCCCGCUUCCUGUCCUUGCCCUCCUUCUUCGUCCUGGGAGACAUGAAGCGUUACGAGGGAUUCGAGAACAAAGCCCUGGAAGCCGGGCAGAAAUACGUGGUUUUUGUCUUGGCGGUGCUGCGCAGCAACGAAGCUGUGUAUGCCGCCAGCCCGUUCUCUGAGCCGAUCCAGAUGGACAACUCAGAUCCACAGCCAAAGAUUGAAGGAGAGGAAGGCCUCAUUUGGGUUAUCGGUCCGGUCUUAGCCGUGGUCUUUAUUAUCUGCAUUGUCAUUGCUAUCCUUCUGUACAAAAACAAGCCAGACAGCAAAAGGAAAGACUCCGAGCCGCGGAUCAAGUGCCUGCUGAACAACGCCGAGAUCACCGCGCAUCACCCCAAGGAUCCGGUGGAGAUGAGGCGCAUCAACUUCCAGACGCCAGAUUCUGGCCUCAGCAGCCCUCUCAGUGACCCUGAGUUUGACCUUGAAAGCAUGCUCAACCACCCACCGAUCCCCAUUUCGGAACUGGCGGACCACACGGACCACCUCAAAGCCAACGACAAUCUCAAACUAUCUCAGGAAUACGAGUCCAUUGAUCCAGGUCAGCAGUUCACUUGGGAACACUCCAACCUUGAGGUCAACAAACCGAAGAACCGCUAUGCCAACGUGAUUGCCUACGACCACUCCCGGGUCAUCCUGCUGCCUAUCGAAGGGAUCGUGGGAAGUGACUACAUCAACGCCAACUACAUCGACGGCUACCGGAAGCAGAACGCCUACAUCGCCACGCAGGGGCCGCUGCCGGAGACCUUCGGGGACUUCUGGCGGAUGGUGUGGGAGCAGCGCUCGGCCACGGUGGUGAUGAUGACCAAGCUGGAGGAGAAAUCCCGGAUAAAGUGUGACCAGUACUGGCCAGGCCGGGGGACGGAGACCUAUGGAAUGAUCCAAGUCACUUUGCUGGACACGAUUGAGCUGGCCACGUUUUGCGUCCGCACCUUCUCCCUCCACAAGAACGGUUCCAGCGAGAAACGCGAGGUCCGUCAGUUCCAAUUCACAGCCUGGCCGGAUCAUGGUGUCCCCGAAUACCCGACUCCAUUCCUGGCCUUCCUCAGGAGAGUGAAAACUUGCAACCCGCCCGACGCGGGGCCCAUUGUCGUACACUGCAGCGCCGGAGUGGGCCGUACGGGCUGCUUCAUCGUGAUCGACGCCAUGCUGGAGAGGAUCAAACAUGAGAAGACGGUGGACAUUUACGGGCAUGUCACGCUCAUGCGCUCGCAGCGGAACUACAUGGUGCAGACGGAGGACCAGUACAGCUUCAUCCACGACUCCUUGCUGGAAGCCGUCGCCUGUGGAAACACGGAGGUUCCCGCUCGGAAUCUGUACACCUACAUCCAGAAGUUGGCGCAGAUAGAAGUGGGGGAGCACGUCACGGGCAUGGAGCUGGAGUUCAAGCGGCUCGCCAACUCCAAAGCCCACACCUCCCGGUUCAUCAGCGCCAACCUCCCCUGCAACAAAUUCAAGAACCGUCUUGUCAACAUCAUGCCAUACGAGACCACGCGGGUUUGCCUUCAGCCUAUCCGAGGCGUCGAGGGCUCCGACUACAUCAACGCCAGCUUCAUUGACGGAUACAGGCAACAGAAAGCCUACAUCGCCACCCAGGGACCGCUGGCUGAGACCACGGAGGACUUCUGGCGCAUGCUUUGGGAGAACAAUUCCACCAUCGUGGUGAUGUUGACUAAACUGCGAGAGAUGGGUCGGGAAAAGUGCCAUCAGUACUGGCCCGCCGAGAGGUCCGCCCGGUACCAGUACUUCGUGGUGGACCCCAUGGCGGAGUACAACAUGCCUCAGUACAUCCUCCGUGAAUUCAAGGUCACCGACGCCAGGGAUGGCCAGUCGCGGACCGUGCGCCAAUUCCAGUUCACCGACUGGCCGGAGCAGGGCGUGCCGAAAUCCGGCGAAGGGUUUAUCGAUUUCAUCGGGCAGGUGCACAAAACCAAGGAGCAGUUCGGGCAAGACGGGCCAAUCUCCGUCCACUGCAGUGCCGGAGUGGGCAGGACCGGCGUCUUCAUCACGCUGAGCAUCGUGCUGGAGAGGAUGCGCUACGAGGGAGUCGUGGAUAUCUUCCAGACGGUGAAGAUGUUGCGGACGCAAAGACCUGCCAUGGUGCAGACGGAGGACGAGUAUCAGUUCUGUUACCAAGCCGCGCUUGAGUACUUGGGAAGCUUUGAUCACUAUGCAACAUAAACAAAAACGAAAUAAACCCAACGAGUAAAAAAAGAAAGAAAAAGCCAUCUGUCGUGCGGACUCCUACCACUUAAAAGUCGCGGAGGGCCCCUUUCGAGCUGUGAGAGGCGUGCGUUGACUUUUAUAAAAAAACUACAGACUGAAUUGAGAAGGGAAAAAAAACGUUACCUUCCCCAACAUCACCCCCAUUUUGGAUGCUACCGUGGGGACAGCGCAGUGAGCAGAGAGCUGAUCAACAAACGCCCCUUC